Molecule: messenger RNA, 1299 nt
Organism: Fusarium subglutinans
Lineage: Eukaryota; Fungi; Ascomycota; Sordariomycetes; Hypocreales; Nectriaceae
Product: cholesterol 7-alpha-monooxygenase
Exons: 2
Coding region: 1-1299 (432 amino acids)
Molecular function (GO): heme binding; iron ion binding; oxidoreductase activity, acting on paired donors, with incorporation or reduction of molecular oxygen
Source: RefSeq, a predicted model, not a curated record
AUGUCCGGCCAAAAGAACUACAUCGUGACAUCUCCAGAACUUGUGCAAGCUGUUCAGCGCAAUACGACCUCUCUUUCAUUCAGUCCAGCUAUGAUCCCGGCAUUCCGUCGAAUGAUGGGUUUCGACGAGGCCGGUAUUGAACUCAUCUUUCGCGAUGCUCACACUGAGAACGGCAUGUAUGGUGAGAUUCAUAGAGUCCAAAAGGCCUCGUUGCUCCCGGGUACGGAGUCUCUUGAUGAACUAUGCACGCUCAUUCGUGCCAAACUGCUCAAUAUCGUCAAUAAACUUUCUUCAAGCCAGACAAUUGAUCUUUAUGCAUGGGUUCAGGAUCUGUUCAUGAGAACAAACAACUCUGCCUGUUUUGGCGAGAAGGACCCCUUCACUCUUGACCCAUCACUCAACUGGACAUUUUGGGCCUGGGAAGCUAAUAUCAAAGUACUCCUCCUGGGAGUCCCUUGGUUCUUGAGCCCCAAGAAGCACUCCACAGCACAGAGAACUCGCAAAGAGCUCGUCGAUGCAUUCUUGAAGUAUCUCAACGACAGCGGUCUGGAUACUGCUUGCUCAUUCAUUAAGGAACUUUCGGGGCUGGGCAUCCGGCGAGGUUUGAGUAAUGAGAAUAAUGCUCGUGCUCUACUUGGCAGCAUCCUUGCGAUUGUUGGAAACACCAUCCCUACGACAUUCUGGCUGUUGAUAUCGAUCUUCUCCAGGCCGGAUUUGUUGAAAGAGAUUCGAUCAGAGAUUGAAGCUACCCUUGAAGAUUCUUUGUCACGGACAAUAUCUCUCGACUACACUACUAUUCGUGAGAAGUGCCCAGUCUUCAUGUCAACUUACGAUGAAGUCCUCCGAAUGACUAGUGGCAUCGCGACAGUGCGGUACACUAAUGAAGACACUCUCAUCCAGGAUCGCUGGCUCUUGAAGAAAGGCGCUCAAGUCCAGAUGCCAACAGCUUUCAUCCACGUUGAUCCAACGACCUGGGGUACGGAUGCGGACGUCUUUGACCACACGAGAUUCCUCAAGUCCAUGGUCCUCACCAAGGAGCAGAAGACCCGAAGAGCUGCCGCGUUCAGGCCAUUUGGCGGUGAUAACACUCUCUGCCCUGGUCGUCACUUUGCAUCCUAUGAGGUCCUGACCUUUGUCGGAAGUGUUCUGCUGGGUUUUGACAUGACGCCCACUACAGAUUCAUUCAUAGUUCCACCGAUGGAUAGAUCAAAGCUCCCUUUGACGUCUCUCAAGCCGGCUGGGGAUAUCAAGGUAAAUCUGUUGAGGAGGCCUGGUUGGGGAGAAAUGGAGUUCAGAUAA